AACAGACUCGACCAGCAGUACUUGCCUUCGGACCCUCUCUCUCUCACUCACUGGCAGGAUGGCAGGCAGGCAUGAGGCACUCCCGGGGCUGAUGCAGGAUGCCCAACAGAGGGUCAAGGAGCGAGGCCACUGGGAGAGCAAAAUUGAGUUUAUUCUAACUGUGGCUGGCGCUAUUGUUGGACUUGGAAAUAUAUGGAGAUUUCCCUAUCUUUGUUACAAGAACGGUGGGGGUGCGUUCUUCAUCCCGUACAUCCUGUACCUGGUGACCUGUGGCAUCCCUCUGUUCAUCCUGGAGACGGCUCUGGGACAGUACACCAGCCAGGGGGGCAUCACCUGCUGGAGGAAAAUCUGCCCGCUGUUUGAGGGAAUGGGCUAUGCCGCCCAGGUGAUCACUAUAUAUGGAUGUAUGACCUACAUAGUGAUUCUGGUGUGGGCUUUCCUCUACCUGUUCUCAUCCUUCACUGCUGACCUGCCAUGGGCUAACUGCAACAAUGCCUGGAACACAGAUUUUUGUGUGACAUUUGGCACCAAGAAUGCCAGCACCAAUUGGACUGUUCCUCUCCUGAAUGUGUCAUCUUCCGUUGUGGAGUUUUGGCAGCGGCGAGUGCUGAGAAUAUCAGAUGGGAUUGAGUCGUUGGGAGGCAUUAGAUGGGAGCUGGCUCUGUGUCUUCUGCUGUCCUGGGCCAUCUGCUACUUCUGUAUCUGGAAAGGAGUGAGGUCUACAGGGAAGGCAGCCUACUUCACGGCCACCUUCCCCUAUGUAAUGCUAGCGGUGCUAUUUGUCAGAGGAGUGACCCUUCCAGGAGCUAAAGAUGGGAUAUUCUACUACUUGUAUCCCAAUGCUACACGGCUAGCUGAUCCACAGGUUUGGAUGGAUGCAGGAACCCAGAUAUUCUAUUCUUACGCCAUAUGCCUGGGCUACCUGACCUCUCUUGGAAGCUACAACAAAUACAACAACAACUGCUACAAAGACUCCUUCUACCUGUGCUUGUUGAACAGUGGGACCAGCUUCGUGUCAGGUUUCGCCGUUUUCUCCAUACUGGGUUAUAUGGCUGGAGAACAGGGUGUGGACAUCUCUCUGGUUGCUGAGUCAGGUCCUGGCCUGGUCUUCAUAGUGUACCCUCAGGCAGUGUCCAUGCUCCCCUUACCUCAGUUCUGGGCUGUCUGCUUCUUCACCAUGAUCAUCCUGUUGGGAGUGGAUAGCCAGUUUGUCGCCCUUGAGAGCCUUAUGACCUCGGUAUCGGACUUCUACCCCAACCUCAUCAGAAAGGGCUACCGGAGGGAGCUUCUGCUGCUACUCAUCUGCUGCUGCUGCUACCUGGUCGGACUCAUCAUGAUCACAGAGGGUGGCCUCUACAUCAUCCAGCUGUUUGAUCAUUAUGUGUGCAGUGGUGCCACUCUGCUGCUCCUCUCCAUUUGUCAGUCACUCAGUAUUGGAUGGAUAUAUGGUGCGGAACGCUUCUGUGACAACAUUGAGGAUAUGAUUGGCUACAGGCCCUCCUCCCUGCUGAAGUACUGUUGGCUCUACAUUACUCCGACUAUUGGCACUGUAACCUUUGUAUUCUCGCUGCUGAAGUACAGCCCUCUGAAAUUCAACAACACCUAUGUGUACCCGUGGUGGGCCUACGGGCUAGGCUGGAUCCUGGCUAUGUCCUCCCUCUCUCUCAUCCCCAUCACCAUGGUCUACAAACUGUACCAGGCCAAAGGGACUUUCUGGCAGCGCCUCCAGACAAUAUGUCGGCCAGCAGAUGACCUUCCUAUGAUGAAGAAGGAGAUGGCAGGUCUCUAUGCUCUGGACCGUGUUACAGAAGAUGAGAAAACAUACAGCAAUAAUCAAUAGACUGACUGUUUCACUAUUACUUUUCGGGCCUGUUUCCCGGACACAGAUUAAGCCCAGUCCUGGACCAAAAACUAUUUACCAUGCUUUUUAGUCCAGGAGUGGGCUUAAUCUGUGUCUGGGAAACCAGCCCUUUAUAUUCUAUUAUACCCUAUUUUAGUAACUUUUGUAAAAGUCUUUUUUAGUAAGUUUUUUUUUUAUAUAUAGUUGUAGCUGGUCAAAGUUGUGCUUGAGGUAUUGUGUUUGGAUUGCAUUAUAGUUCAUAGUUUUUAUUUUUAAUUAACUGAACAUCUAUGGCAUAAUGUGUAAAAUGAUAGCAAAAUAUUUUUCUUAUAUGAUUAAAAUAAUUAGUGGGUUGUAGACCAUUCAUAAUUAACCUAGAUUACCUGAACAUUUUGGACUGGUUUCUCAGACUAAGCCUAGUCCUGGAAUAAAAAGCACUUUCAAUGGCGAAUCUCCAUAGAGCAUGCUUUUUAUUCUAGGACUAGACUUAAUCUGUGUGUAUACAGUAUGUUAUCAAUCCAAGGCAUUGACGUUUACCUUUUUAUUUUACCAGGUAAAUUAACAUGCAAUCACCCUCUUUGUAAUGAACUAUUCUUAUUUGAAGAACCAAAAUGACCAGCCUCGGGAUCGAAUUAUAAACAGUAGUGUAAUAAACCCCUGUACAUAAGGUCAUGAAAAGAUAAUGCAUUGCAUUGCAGUCUACUGGUAAACUCCAAAGCCAUUUCUAAUGUCUAUAUGGCCGUGUCUAGACUUGACAGUUCAUGCAGCUUUUGCAUUCUGAUCAUAGAGUUCUGAUCACGGAAUUCUGAACGAGUCUACACCUACGUUUAAAUGUCUACCGUGUCCACUGUGUGUCCGAAUUCCCUUUUCCCACGCUAUAUUCAAAUAGCGUUCUACAAACGGUGGAAUAGGCUAAAUAUGAUAACAACAACUACUGAUGGCAGUAGCUAACUACUGUAGCUAACUAGCCAGCUAACCUCUGUAGCUAGUCAGCAAGCAAUGCUAAAGGGAUUGAAAACAGGUUAGCAUAACCAGCCAAACAAAAAAUAGUUUUUCUAAGUAACGUAUUUCCUCCAACGUUAUAAUGAAAAGGUGCCUCUUGGUCCCAAAACACAAGUUUUAUGGAGACUUGUGGGAGGAGUGCUGAUGACAUCGCCCACUGUAUGUGCUUUCGGUAGCCUGAUUGCGUCUAGACUGAGGAGAAAUCCGCAGACAAUGCAUCCCUGACCACCUCCUAAAGUGGUCAGACACAUCUGAACACAAUCAGACCACAAAGCGACCCGUCUUUUCAAUCCUAUCUUCUUAUUCUGAUAGAAGUCACAUGUAAGUGUCAAGUGUAGACACAGCCUAUCAUGUUAUAUCUUGGUAAACUGUUGGUCUUGCGAUACAAAACUUCCACAGCAGAGUAUUUUAUGUAUUUUUAGAAAGUCAAAAAGUACACCUUGGACAUUGUGUAUAGACAGUGUACAAAACAUUAGGAACACCUUCCUAAUAUUGAAUU
Messenger RNA from Coregonus clupeaformis (lake whitefish), 3341 nucleotides. Its product is annotated as sodium- and chloride-dependent GABA transporter 2-like. Gene Ontology annotation, cellular component: membrane. The transcript has 14 exons. Gene Ontology annotation, biological process: sodium ion transmembrane transport. NCBI's taxonomy places the organism in Eukaryota, Metazoa, Chordata, Actinopteri, Salmoniformes, Salmonidae. Bases 59 to 1840 code for a protein of 593 amino acids. The record is from RefSeq and is a predicted model, not a curated record.